UUGAUGCAGUAUCUGUGGCUGCAUUCCCAUACAGCAAAGGGUUAAACCAGACCAAAUUGUGCAUCGCUGUCAUAUCGUUAAUACAACUGUGCAUUGUUGGUGGUGUGGUGAAAUACUCGCACUCAAUUUAAUUUACCUAUGGUGAAUUUGAGACGUGAGAAAAUAAAAUGUCGACGCGAAAACUUUUCAUUCAUUAGUCAGGCGGAGUAGAGACAUUCUUUGUUUGUUAAUGAAAAAAAUUGAACGACGACUUCAACAAUUGAGACUAGAUUCGAUAUUCCACACGAACUUGGAGUGAUUAAUGUAGAGUAGUGACUCGCAGAUUUUAAAGCUCGUUUUGCAUCCAGCCAAAAGGACAGGAAAGAGUGUAAGAGCGAGCAGCCAAACAAAGAACAGAUCAAAAUGGACAAUGACCAAGACCAUUCCGGAUUUCGGAUGAGACCGAUGUCACCACAAGAAAUCAAACCGGAUAUUUCACUACUCAACGAAAACAAUGCAUCAAAUUUUUCCCCAAAGCCUGGCAGUCCUGGUCCCUUUGGUGCGAUUGACUUGCAGGCAAUGAAUGCUGUGGCAGCUGCUGCUGCCAACAAUCAGAACCAAAUGCUGCAGACUACGCCGCCACAACAACAGCUACAACAACAGUACCCUCCCAAUCAUCCACUCAGUGGUUCGAAGCAUUUGUGCUCUAUAUGCGGUGACAGGGCCAGUGGUAAACACUAUGGUGUCUACAGUUGUGAGGGGUGUAAGGGCUUCUUCAAGCGUACGGUGCGUAAAGACUUGACGUAUGCCUGUCGGGAGGACAGGAAUUGUAUAAUUGACAAACGCCAGAGAAAUCGCUGUCAGUAUUGCCGUUAUCAGAAGUGUUUAGCUUGUGGAAUGAAACGCGAGGCAGUGCAGGAAGAGCGCCAACGCGGCACGAGAGCUGCCAACGCACGGGCCGGUGGCUUGGGCGGAAUAAGUGGCAGUGGCAUUGGUGGCGAGGACUUCAAGCCAAGCAGCUCCUUGCGUGAUCUUACUAUUGAACGUAUCAUUGAGGCCGAACAAAAGGCCGAGACACUAAGCGGUGAUAAUGUACUGCCAUUCCUAAGAGUCGGCAGCAAUUCCAUGGUUCAGGCUGAUUAUAAGGGCGCGGUGUCGCAUCUUUGUCAAAUGGUCAACAAACAGCUCUUCCAAAUGGUCGAGUAUGCCCGACGUACACCACAUUUUACACACUUGCAGCGGGAGGAUCAAAUUAUGCUGCUUAAGGCCGGCUGGAAUGAGUUGCUGAUAGCCAAUGUGGCCUGGUGUAGUAUAGACUCGUUGGAUGCUGAGUAUGCAACGCCAGGAGGCGGCCAUGACAGUUCAUUUGGACGCCGUUCGCCUGUGCGCCAGCCACAACAGCUCUUCCUUAAUCAAAAUUUCUCAUAUCACCGCAACAGUGCUAUCAAGGCUAAUGUUGUAUCCAUAUUCGAUCGCAUUCUAUCCGAGCUAAGUAUCAAAAUGAAACGUUUGAAUAUCGAUCGCUCCGAAUUGUCGUGCUUGAAGGCCAUUAUUCUGUUUAACCCUGACAUUCGUGGCCUAAAGUGUCGCAAGGAUGUUGAAGGAUGUCGCGAAAAAAUAUAUGCCUGCCUGGACGAACACUGCCGUACAGAACAUCCAGGUGAUGACGGAAGGUUCGCUCAGUUAUUGCUCCGAUUACCGGCUUUGCGUUCCAUAAGUCUAAAAUGUUUGGAUCAUCUGUUCUUCUUCCGUUUGAUUGGCGAACGACCAUUAGAUCAACUGUUGGCCGAACAAUUAGAUGCUCCAAUGUGUUAAGAGUUUCAUAUGGGGUUUCAUGUGUGAUGUAUGCGAUGAGAGUGCGUUGCAUGAGGGUGGGCGUUAAUGGUGAAACCAUGCCGCAGGCAAAGCCUCGUUAGAGAUACGCCCACUUUUGCAGCUGAAACUCUCACAAUUCGAAUAGUAGCAUAGUUCCAUUAAGCUUUUAUCACUUUCUUGUUAUAGUUCUUUUAGAGAAAACUAAAACCAAAACAAACAAAGACGAUAUCAGUACGAGUUCGAAUAAUUCAAUGUCAGACGAUAAGCUUAGAAAUUCGGUCUACACAUGUGUUUAAAUUCGUACUUCAUUUGCUGCUAUAUCUCCAAUAGCCCAUUGUGCUAACAACACGCAAUGAGCCAACAACCAGACUCUAACCAAUUGAAUUUGAAGUGGACGCAGUACCCCAAGGCAAAUGCCGCCUCUGUAUAUCUUUUUGAAACAUUUUUUGGUUAUUUUUAAUAUUUUUCUUAGUUCCCAAUUGCUUUGAUUUAGUUAUAUUUUGAGAAUAAGUUCAGAGUUUAUAUUAUUUCUCUUUCUACCUAUUUCCAUGGAUAAUUUGGUUUAAAUUAUAUUGUGUCUAUUACAUGCUUAUGUCUGUGUAUGUGACUGUAAAUUAAGAAUUUAAAUAAUGUUCUAAUAUUAACUAUUGUAUAUUAUUGACAGUUAAAACAAUAAUCAAUACCUUAUAUAGAUACAAAUAGUAUAUAAAAAUAUGAAAGAAACCGAAAAAAAAUAUACUUAUUUUAUCCUGUUGAAUCAAAAUUAUCGAA
This is a messenger RNA of Musca domestica (house fly), 2565 nucleotides long. It is a transcript of the gene usp, whose product is annotated as protein ultraspiracle. Gene Ontology annotation, molecular function: nuclear steroid receptor activity; RNA polymerase II cis-regulatory region sequence-specific DNA binding; nuclear receptor activity. Gene Ontology annotation, cellular component: activator ecdysone receptor complex; nucleus. The record is from RefSeq and is a predicted model, not a curated record. The transcript has a single exon. The coding region runs from base 403 to 1794 and encodes 463 amino acids. Lineage: Eukaryota; Metazoa; Arthropoda; Insecta; Diptera; Muscidae. Gene Ontology annotation, biological process: positive regulation of transcription by RNA polymerase II; anatomical structure development; cell differentiation.